UUGAUGUCGGAAAAACGCAACGCAACCAUAUGUCCAUAUAGGUGAGAAACCCCAGAAAAUCGGGUCUUAUGACUACAACAGUCCUGUUUUCAAUUUCAGUGUUUGUGUCUAAUUGUUUUAUACUCGCCGCUCUAAUGGCGAUCCUUACUCUAAUGUUUAUACCUCUGCUGUGUGCGGUAGGCAUAGCAAUUUUCAAGAUACCCAAUGCUGGUUGGGGAGCCGGAUAUUCCCGACUGGCUUGGGUCUUUCGCCAAGAAUACUGCGGUAAUGUUACUCUACUGCUGCCAAAGAUCCACGAGCGUUUAGGCCCCUGUGGAUUUGUAAAAGAUCCCUGGAAUCAUGGCGAGUUUGUUCAAGAUGGGCACCCCGCACUGUUUUCAAUCACAGACCCAGAUGAACAUGCCAAAAGGCGCAGGAUCCUAGGUCAACUUUUCGGUCGUAUCAAAUUUGGGAAUAUCGAAGGUCUUAUGCUUCAUCACGUCGAAGAAUUCGUCAAAGCAGUUGGCCAAAAAGAACAACCGUUCGACAUCGGUCCUACUUGUCGCGCCCUCGAGGCUGAUAUCAUCUCGGAGUUUUCAUUCCGAGAAACCCUGCAUGCUAUUUCUGGCUGGUCCAAAAACCGCGAUAUCCCGAUUGUAUCGAAGAAUGACCAAAAAGCAACCUUUAUGCCUCUGGUCAGUUUCCAAAUAGCCGACUGGAGGCUUUCUUACUAUCAAUAGCUUAUGAACUUCCCCGUGCUGUACGACCUUUGGCUGGUUUUGGAAGACGUUCUUUGCCACUUCGAGGGGUCCAAGGUAUCUUCCAGAAAAGGCCUUCGACAAUACGAUCAGGUUCGCAGCCACAUAAUUCCUUCAAAUGAAGGCCGACAGCCCAGAAGCCAACAGAUCUGGGCUCCCAGUGGACACACAAUGCAUAGGUCAAGAACAAAGACCCGGACAGCAAGUCACCAUUCCCGAAUCUCAUCAACGUUAUGAUUCUGCCGGCAUGCCCACGCAGACCGCUCUAUCCGAAGCCAAAGAGAACCUCGGGCCAGGAACAGACACAACAUCUGCGUCACUGGCACAUAUCGGUAGCAGUUAACAGGCAGACACUUUG
Colletotrichum navitas is the source of this 1095-nucleotide messenger RNA. RefSeq lists its product as uncharacterized. The transcript has 6 exons. Bases 69 to 719 code for a protein of 216 amino acids. Gene Ontology annotation, molecular function: monooxygenase activity; heme binding; oxidoreductase activity, acting on paired donors, with incorporation or reduction of molecular oxygen. Lineage: Eukaryota; Fungi; Ascomycota; Sordariomycetes; Glomerellales; Glomerellaceae. The record is from RefSeq and is a predicted model, not a curated record.